Mesorhabditis spiculigera is the source of this 1587-nucleotide messenger RNA. Lineage: Eukaryota; Metazoa; Nematoda; Chromadorea; Rhabditida; Rhabditidae. The record is from the annotation of a GenBank genome assembly.
AUGACCGCCGUGGCCAUCCAACCGCUGGCGCCCGGCCUUGGCGAUGACGAUAUUACCGGCCACCUCGGCGACCCGAUCAAGAUGUUGCCCACCCCGGUGAUGGCCGUUCUGGCCGUCCCCGCCACCGUCAUCAUCCUGUUGACAGUGUUCGGCAAUCUACUCGUCCUCUGCUUCAAGGCCAAAGUCGGGCGCACGAACACGACGCUGCUGGUGUGGAACCUGGGGCUGACCGAUUUUCUGGUCGGCAUCUUCGUGCUGCCCCUCGGCGCCUUUCACCUCAUCUACCGCAAGUGGAUCUUUGGGCGGGCGCUGUGCCGGUUGUGGGUGGCGGCGGACGUGACGUUUUGCACGUGUUCUGUGGUAACAAUCUGCGUAAUCUCCGUGGACCGGUACCUGGCCGUGACGCGACCGCUGCGCUACAAGUCGGUGGUGACCAAGUGUAAGGUGAUACUGGUGAUGAUCACCAUCUGGACGUUCUCGUCGUCGGUGCUGCUGACGACGGUCCGAUGGGACAACGUGUCGAUGGGGGAGGGCGACAACUGUUUCGCGGGCAACGAAAUCCGAUACCUGGCGCACAGCGUCGUGUUCGCCUUCUUCCUGCCGGCAUCGGUGACGCUGACGCUCUACUGGCGCAUCUACAAGCUGGCCCGGAACCGGCAGAAGGCACUCGACAAGGGAUUUCUGAUGAUCCUCGGGCAGAAUAUGAACUUUUUGACGAACACGCUGAGUCAACAGACCACCCUCCGAGUACAUUUUGGAAAGAAGAACGGGAUGGUGGAACAUCAGCGGAGAGUUCUCCGGACGCACGAGCGAAUCGCGAAGACGCUGGGCGUCGUCUCGUGCUCGUUCCUCUUCUGCUGGCUGCCCUUCUUCAUCCUGUACCUCUUCAAUUUCAAAUGCGCCAACUGCAUCCCGGGGAUGGCCAUCGAUCUGGCGUCUUGGCUAGGAUAUUGCAAUUCGAUGCUGAACCCGAUCAUCUACUCCUUCACCGUCAAGGAGUUCAAGCGGUCCGCUCAGCGUUUUGUGCUGCCCCUGUGGAAAGCCCUGUACAGCAUCGUCCCGUUUUGCCUGCCCGUGCCGCCAGAGAGCGUCCGCUCUCGAAUGUCACGCACCGGCGGGAAGAUGGCCAAAGAGAAGACGAACAGCAACAACAACAAGAACGGCAAGCUGCUGGCGUUCGAGCUGAAGACGAACGUCUCCGGGGUGCUGCGCUCGAAGAUCUCGCAGAAACGGCGGUUAACCGAGCCGGCGGUGUACUCGGUGGGGAAGCGGGUCGAGCUCGUCAACCCGUGCGAGGAGCCGAUUAUUGAAGAGGACGAGGACGCGAUCCACGAGUUGAGCGAGGCCGGCUGGAACUCGAGCUGCCACUCGCCGUGGAAGAACUCGACCACGUCGAGGACGCCAAAGACCAGCACAUGCUGUCGGCCACCGUUGCCGCUCGUGUUGGAGAGGGAGAGCUUCUCCAACGGGUCGUUGCCAUCGAAUGGGCAUGCCCGGUGUUCGAACGGUUCGGCACGAGGGGACGAGGGUUCUACCAGUCCCCUCCUCUCCGUCAUGGUCAUUUGCGACACGCCGGAGGCCGAUGUU